This is a messenger RNA of Paramecium tetraurelia, 1566 nucleotides long. RefSeq lists its product as uncharacterized. Gene Ontology annotation, molecular function: ubiquitin-protein transferase activity. The record is from RefSeq and is a predicted model, not a curated record. NCBI's taxonomy places the organism in Eukaryota, Ciliophora, Oligohymenophorea, Peniculida, Parameciidae. Gene Ontology annotation, biological process: protein polyubiquitination; proteasome-mediated ubiquitin-dependent protein catabolic process; positive regulation of protein catabolic process. The transcript has 7 exons.
AUGGGAAAUUGUUUAAAAAGAAACUAAACUUAGUUAUAAUAAAAUCAAUAAUGCCCAAAAUGCCUUAUGGUUUUUUUGGCGUAAUCAAGUGCUCUUUAGUACUAAUAACAUGUUACAAAUUGUAGAGUUAGACAAAUUUAAAAUCCACCUGCUUAAUUAAGAAACGUUUAAGUUGGUGAUGUGGUAAUCGAGCCGAACCACCAUCAGAAUCCCAAUCCUAAUCCUAAUCCAAAUCCGAGAACCACUCCUCAUUAUAUACAGGAAGAUUUUUAGAAUAGAAAAUAAAAAUAUUAUUGGUGCAAAGAAUUAUUGCCAGGAUCCAAGAUUAAAUAUAAAUGGAACAAGAAAUUAACUCCCCCAAUGCCAGCUGCUAAUGUUUCUGAAAUGCUGGCCUUGCCGUGGGUUCAAAUUAAGAAUUCUGAAUUCCCUAUCAAAUAAACUUGGUUUCGAUUAUAAUUAGAAAAAAAAAGAAUUCCCUGGUAAUAAGGAGCAGAAACUUUAUCUGUAAACAAAGAGAGUUUCUUAAUGACAACACUGAAUAUGUAUAAAGAAAUUAACUGGCACAAAGAAGUUAAGGUUCAUAUUGAUGGUGAUAAAGUAUUGGAUGCAGGAGGACUCCUUAGAGAAUGGGCUAAUUUAAUAAUGAAGGAGAUUAUACACCCAGAAUCAGGUAUGUUUUAAAUAGCAGAUUGCGAUGAUGUAUCUUAUAAAAUCAAUUCUGAAGCAGAUACGGACGAACAUAUUAUAGAUUGUUUUAAAUUAUUAGGAAUUGUUGUAGGUAAAUGUAUAUUUGAGAGGAUACCUUUGAAUAUUUAUUUUGAUAGAUCAAUAAUUAAGCAUAUAAUAGGCUAGCCUAUUUUUUUGGAAGACAUUUACUAUUACGAUAGAUAAUUAUAUUAAUCUUGGGAUUUUUUAGUUAAUAAUAAAUUUGAAGCUGAUGACUUAUCGGAGUAUUUCGUUGUUUAUAGAUAAAGUAAAAGAGAUUACUAUGAAUUGAAAUAGGGAGGAUAAAAUAUUUAGUUGGACAUGGAUAAUUGCCAAGAUUACGUUAAUCUGUGCAUUGAAUAUUAUACGUAUCUAUCAGUGAAGCCGUUUUUGACUGCUUUCUUGUCAUCCUUAUAUAGUAUAAUUCCUAAAUAACUUCUUAGCUUACUUGAACCUUUAGAAUUAGAAAUGAUCCUAUAUGGAACGCCUUUUAUUGAUAUUAAUGAUUGGAGAGAUAAUACUGAUUAUAAAGGUGCUUAUUACAGGACUCAUUAAACGAUUUAAUGGUUUUGGGAAAUUUUGGAAUAAUUAGAUUAAUUUAAUCUUGCCAAAUUUUUAUAAUUUUGUACUGGUUCGACUCGAACACCAGUAGAAGGAUUCAGAAAGCUAGAAAGCAACAGAGGAAACUGUUCUAAGUUUUGUGUCGAAAGUGUACCCUUCACUAAGGCUAGUCCUUACCCAAAAGCACAUACUUGUUUUAAUAGAUUGGAAUUGCCAAUGUAUGAAACUAGAGAAGAUAUCGAAUAACAUUUGAAAGCAGUAAUACAGGCUGAUUUGGAUGGAUAAUUUGGAAUGGAAUGA